Messenger RNA from Gilbertella persicaria, 2136 nucleotides. Its product is annotated as ankyrin repeat-containing domain protein. Gene Ontology annotation, molecular function: protein binding; palmitoyltransferase activity. The transcript is spliced from 7 exons. Gene Ontology annotation, biological process: protein palmitoylation. The record is from RefSeq and is a predicted model, not a curated record. Lineage: Eukaryota; Fungi; Mucoromycota; Mucoromycetes; Mucorales; Choanephoraceae. The coding region runs from base 1 to 2136 and encodes 711 amino acids. Gene Ontology annotation, cellular component: Golgi membrane.
AUGGCAACUGAGGACCAUUCUGAAGAUAAAAAGCCUUUACUUGAAGAACAUAACGCUUCUGAAACGACCAACUCGUUUCCUCCCUUGACUAAGCAAACUACUGCUGCAGUCUCGACCGAGCAAGUAACAGCAGAAAUAAGGAGCGAAACAACAGAAAAUACAACAACUAUCUUUGAAGCUGCUCAACGAGGCUCUUUUCAAACAAUUCGAUACUUGCUUGAUAACAAACUAGCGACAGUCUAUGAUAUUGACGCUCAAGGUGCUACAGCUUUGCACUAUGCCACACUAGCCAACAACGACGUAUGUGCUAAAUACCUGAUUGACAAGGGAGCCGUGGUUGAUGCUCCAGCAGGCGAUCUGCAAGCAACUCCUUUGCACUGGGCUAGCAGGCAAGUAACAAACAUACAAGGUCGACUAGGUGCAGUACACAGACUUAUCAAAGAAGGGGCUAAUCCUUCUCUUAAAGACGGACAAGGCUUCAACGCACUUCAUUUAGCCGUUCAUUCUUCGCACGCUAUGCUUGUGCUCUACUUGUUAUAUCUUGACAUUGAAAUUGAUACAUCAGACAAUGUAGGUGGCCAUACACCUUUGAUGUGGGCAGCCUAUCAAGGUCAUGCUCAUUCAGUCGAUUUGUUGCUCAAGUUUGGGGCAAGUGUAAGAGCCACAGACCAUUCUCAGCUUACACCGCUUCAUUGGGCAGCUGUGACAGGCAACAAGAUGUGUAUUCGAAAAAUGUUAGAGUACGAUGCUGAUGUAAAUGCUCGGGAUCAGAAUGGCAAGUCUGUGAUGGAUUUCAUCAAGGAGAAGAAAUACGAAAGGAUUUGGGAUAGAGCUGUGUUAGAAUUCGAUGUAUUAGCUGAAGGAAAUCCUGCUCAACAAGAUCGCAUUGGUAAAUAUCCUGGAUCCCAUGGAAAACCAAUGUCAAAGCGUACAGUGAACACAGUGGCUUAUAUUGCACCUUUUUUCUCCCUGGGAUUUGCAUUAAAAUGCUUAGCCAUGUUUCCGUGGUACGGUGGAUUACCACUGGCCAUCAUGUGCUUUGCUUUGACACAUAUUGGUAUUGUGAAAUAUCUUAUUCAGGUACCAAGCAAUGAUGCAGUAUGGAAAACACCUUAUUUCUCGAGUAUUUUUCAAUCCUCUGCUUUUUGGGUUGUGGUCACUUGGAUGUGGGUACUUGUGCCUUCUACUUCUCAUUUGUUGUUCACCAAUUUGAUCUUUUUGGUGACGUUCUUUACUGCCAUGUUUGCGUUCUUUAAAGCAGUAGCUGCUGACCCUGGGUUUAUCAAAAAAGAUCUUUCAAGAGAAAAGCAGCGAUUGGCUGUAGAAGAGUUGGCUAAUGAAAAUCAAUUGGACAUUCGACACUUUUGCUUGACUUGUUUGAUUAAGAAACCAUUGCGUUCAAAACAUUGCAAGAUUUGUAAUCGUUGUGUAGCCAGAUUUGAUCAUCAUUGCCCUUGGAUCUUCAACUGCAUUGGUGUUCGAAACCAUAGACCAUUUAUGAUCUUUUUGAUCAACAUGGUCAUUGCCAUUAUUUCGUUUGCAUUAUUAUCCAUGAAUUACAUAUCCAUUACAGCACCUAUUUAUGACCGAGGUCCUGACAGUACUUGUCUUUUGGGCUCUACAGUAUGCAGUUACUUUGACUAUGAUACCUGGACAUUAUCAUUAACACUUUGGGUCUUGAUUCAACUGACUUGGUCCAUGUUCUUAUUGGGCGUUCAACUCUAUCAAAUUGCAGUAGCCAUAACUACAAAUGAAAGUGCCAACGUCAGCCGUUAUUCUUAUAUGAAUGCUAGUCCAGCUAAUCUUGUGUCUACUUUACCUGUGGGUGUUGCUACUGGCACAGAAGGAAGUGAUGGUCCUUCUACGCUAUCCACCCAUGAAGUCCAUCGCCAUCAUCAUCAUGGUGGAUUUUGUCCUUGUCUUCAAUUAGUUGCUGGUGCCCGUGCUUUGCAUAAGGCCCGUAACCGUCCUGGUAACACGAUCAAAAGCAAUGCAUUCGAUCAUGGAUGUUGGAACAAUUGUUUGGAUUUCUGGUCUGAUUCGACUGAAGGAAAGAAUGGCAGUGUAAAUUAUUAUGAACUGUAUGAUAUUCAUCAAAUGGACUAUUACAAAAAACCAUUGGCCAUGAAUGUAUAA